CUUGGCGCGCGCCCGACCACAUAUAAAUACGAGGCCGGGGAACUUCGUCGGCUGAAUGGGCAUUAGGGCCUCGCGCGUGCCACAUCUUUAGAUUUCCUUUUUCACGCUCCAAGAUGUUUGCCGCGGUUACUUGGUGCCUCGUGCUGUGCGCCGCUGCUCUAAACGCCCAGCCAUUUCAAGUCGGAGAGAAGAGGGAUGCUGCUGCUGCUGCUCCUGGGCUGAUUACUUUCCCCGAGACACCUGUUGCUACUUUACGCCACGACGAGCCGAUUUUGAACAAAGCUAGUUCUGAGUUGAUGAGAGAUCAGCGUUCGGCGGACGAAGAGUACGAUUAUGUGGAAGACGCCGCGGAGGACGGUCCCGAGGGUCGACACUUGCACAAAAUCAAACGCAAGCUCAAGCGCAAGUUCAAGCCACACAAGUACGGCGGACUGUUGGGUGGAUUUGGGGGUUACGGCGGACACGGCGGCGGGCAUCAUCACGGCGGCUAUGGAGGCUACGACUGUCGCACACUUCACGGAUGCGGCGGCUUCGGAGGUUGGCAGCAGCCGUCGUACGGGCCAGUAGCCACGGCAAUAGCGGGUCCCAGUCACGGAGGGGGAGGCUGGCACCCCGGCUACGGCGGCUACGGCGGCUACGGCGGCUACGGCGGAUACGGCGGCAGGCCAACCGCGCAGGCGUCUGCUUGGAAUUUCGGACCCUUCAGCAUCGGCUGGGCCAACGCCGGCAAAUAAAGUGUCCUCGUCGAAACGGACAGAUUUUGUAAAUAGCGUAUCCUCAUCUGUAAGCGACCUCACGUAUCGUCCUCGAAAGGCAAAAUAUCCCGCGUCGAGUCCGCGCGCAAAAAGACGGCGCGCAGCAAAGUGUCCAGGACUAAGCUCUGCCGGCGAUGUUUGUAAAUAAAGAACCAGUCCCGCCGAGGCAUCGGACUACAACGAAAUCGGCCGGCGAGCGAGCGAAGAGGAAGGCGGACGCGAAGAAAAGACAGCGACAGGAGCAAGGACCUGCCACCCCCGAGCGAUCGAGAUUUUUCAAGCCCCGAGACUCUCUCCUCUCUCUCUCUCUCGCGCGCGCGCACGCGCGCGCGUUCGCUUUGUCCGCUGCUGCUUUGCUCGAGGAGCGCAGCCACCAGAUGUUCCUCAAAAGGCGAAACCGGUAAAAAUUGGCGAACCGGCCGACGACGAGAGAAACAAAGGGGGAAUUAAAGGGAGCGGACGCGCGCGCGAAGGGAAGCAACGAGAGCUGCGCACCAGAAAAAGAGAAACUCUGCACCAAUGAUGAGACAGUUCAAAGCAGCUUUCUCUCUCUCUCUUUCUCCAUUGCCUUGCUUACUGUUCCUUUCCAUACCGACGCCGUUCGAUCUCGCGCGUAGAGCUUGUAAAUAUGCUUCGCCAGAAUUUUCAGUGCGGAUUCUUCGUCGUGGCGUUCAAGUCACCAUUACUUCAUAUAUGUAUCAUAUAACUGUUCGUAAACUGAAUAAACA
Phymastichus coffea is the source of this 1483-nucleotide messenger RNA. RefSeq lists its product as uncharacterized. The record is from RefSeq and is a predicted model, not a curated record. Lineage: Eukaryota; Metazoa; Arthropoda; Insecta; Hymenoptera; Eulophidae. The coding region runs from base 114 to 734 and encodes 206 amino acids. The transcript has 4 exons.